GUCUCUUACUAUCUGCGUCAGCGUUGAUCGCGGCAGUUCUACUCUUACACCACGUGCAAGGAGCUGAGUGUUUCUGGAGGUUGAAGGAAAAGUGAUCUGCGAAAAUGGGGAAGAAACUAAAAGUAGGAAAAGCUCGGAAGGAUAAGUUCUACCAUUUGGCCAAGGAGACGGGUUACCGCUCUCGUUCUUCCUUUAAAUUAAUUCAGCUGAAUCGCAAGUUUCAGUUUCUGCAGAAAGCACGAGCUCUGGUGGAUCUAUGUGCAGCACCUGGAGGCUGGCUCCAAGUGGCUUCCAAAUUCAUGCCUGUAUCCAGUCUCAUUGUUGGAGUGGAUCUGGUCCCCAUCAAGCCAGUUCCUGGUGUGAUCACAUUGCAGGAAGACAUCACAACAGAGAAGUGUAGACAGGCUUUAAUGAAAGAGUUGAAGACUUGGAAAGUUGAUGUUGUUCUGAACGAUGGAGCUCCCAAUGUUGGAGCAAGCUGGCAGCAUGAUGCUUAUUCACAAGCUCAUCUUUCCCUCAUGGCUUUGAAGUUAUCCUGUGAGUUUCUCUCUAAAGGUGGCUGGUUCAUUACAAAGGUUUUUCGUUCGAAAGACUACCAGCCUUUGUUUUGGAUCUUUCAACAGUUUUUUAAGAAGGUUCAGGCCACCAAGCCACAAGCCUCCAGAAAUGAAUCUGCAGAGAUCUUCGUUGUCUGUCAAGGUUACCUUGCUCCAGAUAAAAUUGACAGUAAGUUUUUCGAUCCCAAGCAUGCCUUCAAGGAAGUGGAAGUACAGGUGAAGACUGUCAGGGAAUUAGUACCUGUCCGCAAACCAAAGGCAGAGGGCUAUGCUGAUGGUGACUUCACGCUUUAUCAUCGUUUCACUGUUACAGAGUUUAUCAAAUCGGAAAAUGCAGUUGAGUUUUUAGCCAAAGCAAGCGAGAUCACAUUAGAUGAUGAGCAAUUGGAGAACCACCCUGCCACCACGCAGGAGGUGAAGGAGUGCUGUCGUGAUAUCAAGGUCCUCGGUCGUAAAGAACUUAGAGCUCUUUUAAGUUGGCGGACAAAACUGCGCAAGUUCAUUGCAAAGCGGGUUAAGGAAAAAGCAAAUGAAAUGGAAAAUGAAAUCCGACUGAGCUCUAGUGAAGCAGAAAGUGAAAGUGAGGGAGACAAGAAGCAAGCAAUACCAGAUGACGAUGACGAGGAAAUGGAGAGGAAGCUGGCAGAACUGAAGGCAGAAGAAGUUGCAGAGUUGCGCCGGAAAAAGAAAAAAAUUCUGAAAGAACGAAGGAAGCUGCGGGAGCGCAUUGAACUCAAGAUGGACUUGCCUGGAGUAUCUAUUGCAGACAGUACAGACACAGGGAUGUUCUCUCUAAAGACUAUUUCUCAAAACAAGGUCCUUGGUGAAAUCUCACGUGGGGACAUGAGUGUUGCUGAUUGUUUGCUGGAGGAAGGUGGGCAAGAAGAGGAUGAUAUCUAUCUAUCUGACCAAGAUGAGUCUGACCAGGUUUCUGUUGCCAGUGACCUUGACUCUGAUGACCUGGAAGAAAUUAAUGAGCGCCAGAAUCAGCUGAAUCAGCGUAAAAAUGCCUCUAAAAGAGUGACUUUUACUGAGAAAGACGAGAUGCCAGAGGGCAACAGCAAUGAGCUGCUAGUGGAGCUAGAGGAUAAACAGCAAAAGCUUGACCAUCAGACCAGCCUGUGGUUUGGGAAGGAUGUUUUUGCAGAACUUGAUUUAGAUGCUGAUGAGGACAUAGAAAUUGGUCAGACUAAAAAGCUUUAUAGUGAACAAACAACUGAAAAAGGCACUCAAAAGGCCCCAAAAAAUACUCUGUCAAAUCAUCAAGAGGUGAAACCUGCAGAUAUUCCACAGGAAAAAGAUGACCAAAAGAAGACUGAAAAUGACACCAAUGUUGAUAAUGAUUCUGACGACAGCAGCAGCAGCAGCAGUGAUGAUGAGCGGGAGAUUCAAGACAUGAAGAGUAGAAAGCCACUUCAAGGGCAGAAAAGAAGCAAUGAGGAGGACCAGGAUUUCCAGGUGGUCCCCAUUGAAAACAUUAAUAAAAAGGCCAGAAUACUGGAUGCUGAGGGACUUGCUCUGGGAACAGUGCUAGCUACAUCAAAGAAGAAGCAGCGAAAUCUUGUAGAUGAUUCAUUUAACAGAUAUGCUUUCAAUGAGGAGGAGUAUGAAGCUCCUGAGUGGUUUGUUAAUGAUGAAAGGAAACACAGAACCAAGCCCAUCCCCCUAACUCGUGAAAUGGUGGAAGAAUACAAGCAACGCUGGAAGGAAAUUAAUGCCCGGCCUAUCAAGAAAGUGGCAGAAGCCAAAGCUCGCAAGAAGAGGAGGAUGCUCAAAAAGAUGGAACAGGCAAAAAAGAAAGCAGAGGCUGUAGUGAAUACGGUGGACAUUUCGGAACGUGAAAAGGUGGCACAGCUGAAAAGCAUUUACAAGAAGGCGGGUAUUGGUAAAGAGAAGCGCGAGAUCACAUAUGUUGUAGCUAAAAGGGCAGCUGGACCAAAGGUACGAAGGCCUGCUGGAGUGAAAGGACAAUUCAAAGUGGUUGAUAGGAGACUGAAAAAGGACACAAGAGGAAUGAAGGGAAAAGCACAACAGAAGGGCAGUGGAAAGAAAAGAAAAUAGCCACUCUGUGGGUCAUACCUUCCAACAGGAUACAAGACUAUAUCAUUGCUUUUGUUUUCAACAGCGUCCUGAAAGAAAAUGCUCAUGUGAUGAUAUUUUUUAAAUACUGUUUGCGUUUGUUAUUAAAUGCAGUACUCUUGGAGCAUUGAAUUCCUCCUUUUGGCUUAAGUAUUCUAAAGAUAAUAAUAGUCAUGUCUUCUGUAGCAGAAGUGGAAAAGUGCAAUUUACAACUAAGCAACCGGUAGAAGCAUGAAGAUACUAUGAUUUUUCCCAAUUUCUGGAGUCCUUGGAUGCCAGUCUUAAAUGGUGGCAUUUCAUUGAUAGUUAAGUGCCUCUGGUUAUAUUAAUCCUUUAUUAUGAGUGACAAUGAAGUGUAGGGGCAGUGAUUCAGACCUUUUUUGGUUUUAAGAAUUGACCAUUAGGUAUACCCAAUGGUGUAAUGUCUGAAUUGCAUGUUUCCCAGGAUUAAAUAUUUAGUGAAAAUGUACAUGGUAUCCAAAUAAGUAAAGAGAAUUCGCUCGGCUGACCUACUUAAAUCAAGGUGGAAUGUCAUUUCUGCUUUGGGAGUUUGUUUUUUUUUUUUUUUGUUUGUUUGUUUGUUUUUUCCCAUCCUACCAAAUCAACAGUAUGCCAAGUAGUGUUUUAAGGAAGGAGAGAAUUUUUAGCAAACUUUCCCUAAUCCAUGCUACUCCAACCUCUACAAGCUAAAUGUUUUAGCAUGACCUCCUAGUUCUUCAUUCUGCAUGAACAUUAUUUAGAGUCACCAGUUAGAGUGUGUACAACAAAGCAUGGCACCCUUAAGAAUGUGCAAGAGGGACUUCCUGGUGGUUGGAUGGGUGGUCCUGUCACAGAUAAUGGAGAACACUGUUUUAUAUAGCAGCUUGCUGACUUGUUCCUAUUAGCUGAACUUUGUAUGUGAAGCAGUGCUAGCCAUUCUAAAUAAUAAUAUAAUUGUUUGGCUGACACCUUUAUUCAAUGAAACUUACAACAUCAGAUAUACAAUUAGCUACAGUUCUUUUGUGUUUCCAGUUGGAAUACAGGAAUGUGAACUGUCUUGCUGUUGAUCACACAGUGUCAGUAGUGGGAUUUAAACCCACAAACUCAUGGGUCCUAGCUCUGGGUGAAGCUGGGUAACUCAGCUAGUAAUUAAAUAAAAGCAACUAUUCCACCCAAACCACAUCCUCCUUUCGUGCUGUAUUUUAGUACUGCUGUACUACCUAAGUGGUUCUUAUUUCCUGCCUAUUCUUUUGUUAACAAUAAGCAAAUGUGCACAAUUCAGAGGCCUGUAUAUUUGUGUGUGGUGUGGUCAUCCAAACGAGGACAGCUUAAAUACAGUAAUAAGCUUCAGUAUAUUUUUGGUGCUUAUUAGAUAUGUACAUUUAAGAAAUGUUAAUAGUGAUAUUUUACUCAUUCCAGUACAAAAUAGACCAUACCAUGUUGAAAGUGUGCACGUUCUAUAAAAAGCCAAAGGGCUGACAGUCACUGGUCAGUGGUCUUCUUUUAGUGCGUGAGACAUGACAGCACUUGAGAGAUAGCAACACUACUGCCUGUUAUGUCUAGAAAGUGCAGUCAUGUUUCGAGAUACUAAGGUAUGACAGAGUGUGCGAUUGUUUAUAUGUUUGUGUAAAAGAUAAAAGAUAACCAAGAUGUACUUCGAGUUUGAAACAUUGCGUUAAAUUUUUUUUUCUGUCAUUUUCAAAAGCAAAGUUUGAGCAAAACACUUUAAAAAUUAAAUAUCAAUACAACAUUUAUGUUUCCAUCCUUUAAUUUUAUUUUUCUUGGACCCUUGCUUCCCAUUUCAUUUUUAUAAGGAGCUAGUCAAUAUCCCAAGAGUAGCAUUACCAAGGUAGUAACCAACUGUGAAUAUGGGGACAGAUUCUUGUGCCUUUUUACACUGUUAUGACACCAAGCCAUCUUUGGUUCACCACCAGACUUUGUUUUGGAUGAAGGAGGAGGCAAAAGUAAGCCCAGGGAAUAUCCACAGGUGGUGAGAUUCCUGGAGCUGAGAAACACUUGGUAAAGUAUAUUUACACACAGACACUCGAUAUGAAGUACACCUGCUGGUUAAGGCAAACCGCCUGUUCCUCCAUACAGCCUUUUGCAUGGCUGCCAUUCAGUGUAUACAGUUUGCAGAAAUUAGGAAAGACUAUAAUUUUAAACAAUCAAAGAUUAGGAAGGACAACAGACUUUGAUGUGAUAAUUUGAUAUUGGAAAAGGUGGUUCAGUUCAUUAAACAGUCCAGUUUGCCAGGAUUACACUUAAGAUGUGCAAACCCACAGGUACUAACAACCCUUAAGUAAGCACUUCAGAGAGAAGAUGAGCAGCCGUCCUGAUAGAGGAUUACACCUGACACAAUCUUGUUUCUAUUUAAAAAAAAAAAAAAAAAUCUAGACAGUGAUGGUCUUCUGAUGGUAAUAGAAAAAAGGGUCUGAUGGAGUAGCAAACAGGUAAGAGUCAAAAGAGGUUUCUACCUUAAAGCAGAAACAGAAGGGGCUUGCACAGAGACCUCUGUCUUUUAAAUAUUUCUAGAGUACUUGGAAAUUCUGUGAUUUAUUGUUCUUGUAAUUUCCCAGAAUAUCUUGCAAUAAAUGAUGCAGUACUGGC
Messenger RNA from Polypterus senegalus (gray bichir), 5222 nucleotides. RefSeq names its product FtsJ RNA 2'-O-methyltransferase 3 (gene ftsj3). Gene Ontology annotation, molecular function: rRNA (uridine-2'-O-ribose)-methyltransferase activity; rRNA (guanine) methyltransferase activity. Gene Ontology annotation, biological process: rRNA methylation; maturation of 5.8S rRNA from tricistronic rRNA transcript (SSU-rRNA, 5.8S rRNA, LSU-rRNA); maturation of LSU-rRNA from tricistronic rRNA transcript (SSU-rRNA, 5.8S rRNA, LSU-rRNA). Gene Ontology annotation, cellular component: nucleolus; preribosome, large subunit precursor; nucleus. Bases 105 to 2618 code for a protein of 837 amino acids. The record is from RefSeq and is a predicted model, not a curated record. NCBI's taxonomy places the organism in Eukaryota, Metazoa, Chordata, Cladistia, Polypteriformes, Polypteridae. The transcript is spliced from 21 exons.